CAAUUCGAUUUAUUGAUUCUGUGUGACGUUUAAUAAAUUCGUGAAAAAGUUAAGUGUCUGGAAAUCUUUGGAUGAACUAAAUUUUUCUGUGCAACCAAUUAUACCAGAAUUUGAUAGUUUAUUGUUCUGAAAUUAUAAUAACGUAUUUCUACUCCUCCUCUGUGCAACCAGAGAAGCAGCAGCCGCACAUAAUUCUGUGUACACAAUAAAGAGGGGGCAGGCAAUAGAGGAAUUCAAGUGAUAAGGAGUCGGCAGCAAGAGGGGGCGUUAAGGAAUACAUACGACGAUAACAGAAUUGCGAGAAAACUAAUUUCUACUUAAGCGUAAAUUAUAACACACGAACAAAUAGCUGUUAUUUUCGACUUUCGAGCAUAAUUAAUAAACUAGGUUCACGUUUGCUGGUAUAGCUUAAUGUAAAAACUGUCUCUUAUCUGGCAGAAGAAUUUUUUGCAUAAGGCUUACGCCCCUUUUCGGCCAUUGAUUCGUUGAAACUUUACCGAAAGUAGAACAACUAUCAUUAAGAAAUAAGUAAAAUUUAUCGCUUGCAAUGAAUCCUGCAACUGAUCCAUGGGUUAUCACCCAACGAGAGAAAAUUAAGUAUCAGGAGCAAUUUAAAGCACUGCAGCCUCAAGGAGGUUUUGUAACCGGUGCACAGGCGAAAGGUUUCUUUUUGCAGUCACAAUUGCCACCGCUUAUUCUCGGACAAAUAUGGGCACUAGCUGACACCGAUUCUGAUGGCAAGAUGAACAUCAAUGAGUUCAGUAUUGCAUGUAAACUAAUUAAUUUAAAACUUCGUGGAAUGGAAGUGCCGAAAGUGUUACCACCUACAUUACUCGCAUCACUAACUGCGGUUGGUGGCACCCCUACAAUGACUCCUACUGGUACAGGUAGCUUAAGUCCUCUGGAUCCGCUAAAAUCGCUUUCUACUGCUGUUAAGCAACCUGUAGUCCCCAUAUCCGGUGCUACUUUGCCAGGUGCUGUACCGGCUGUGCCAGGUAUUGUGCCAGGGACCUUACCAGGUGUGUUGCCGCAAUCUAUACCAGUUGCAAUGGCGCCAGGGGUUGUUUCCGGAAUCCACUCUGCAGGAAUGCCCGUCAGUGUUGCAGGCAUUGUACCACCAGUUCCAGGUGGGGUACCGAUUCCUGGCAUGGUACCAAUGGCAGUAUCCGUUGCAACUGGAGUCGCACCACCACCUAUGAUUUCUUCUAUACCAGCGGUUGUUUCACCGCCAAAUAGUAGUGAAACAGCCAAAGUACCGGCAACACCAACUCCACCACAAAGCAACCCACCCAGUCGCCAUAUGUCAAUUUCAGAACGCGCGCCAUCUAUCGAAUCACCUCAAAGUGAAUGGGCCGUCAAAGGUCCAGCUAAACGUAAAUACACACAAGUCUUCAACGCAACUGAUCGUACACGUUCUGGAUAUUUGACUGGGGCACAAGCCCGUAGCAUACUUGUACAAAGCAAGCUACCACAGGUCACACUAGCGCAGAUUUGGGCACUCUCCGACUUGGACUCGGAUGGUAGACUAAGUUGUGACGAGUUUAUUUUGGCUAUGUUCCUUUGUGAUAAGGCCAUGAAUGGAGAAAAAGUGCCAGUUUCAUUGCCACUUGACUGGAUACCACCCAGCUUUCGAAAAGUAAAAUCGCGACAAGGAUCUGUUUCGGGGCCGGGUUCACGCACUGGCUCGACACCAGCAUCCCGUCACGCUUCAGUUUCUUCACAAGGCGCCGUUGAUGCGGAUCCAGCAGCAGGUUUACCUCAAACAACGUUUGAAGAUAAACGCAAGGAGAACUUUGAUAAAGGUCAAGCAGAAUUAGAUCGAAGGCGUAAAUUACUACAGGACCAACAGCGUAAAGAGAAGGAAGAACGCGAGCGCAAAGAGCGCGAGGAGGCAGAGAAGCGCGAGAAGGCACGCCUUGAAGCCGAGCGUAAGCAACAAGAAGAAUUGGAACGGCACUUGCAAAAGCAACGAGAAUUAGAAAUGGAGAAGGAAGAACAACGAAAACGAGAGCUUGAAGCUAAAGAAGCAGCUAGAAAAGAGCUGGAAAAGCAGCGACAAAUGGAAUGGGAGCAAGCACGUAUAGCUGAAAUGAACGCUCAAAAGCAACGUGAACAGGAACGUGUAUUAAAACAAAAAGCGCACAACACCCAACUCAAUGUCGAGUUGAGUACAUUAAAUGAAAAAAUUAAAGAUUUGUCCCAACGAAUUUGCGAUACGCGUGCCGGCGUAACUAAUGUUAAAACCAUAAUUGAUGGUAUGCGCCAACAAAGAGAUUCUUCAAUGAGCGAAAUGACGCAACUUAAAUCACGUAUAAAGGAACAAAAUGCCAAAUUGCUUAUGCUUACUCAAGAACGUUCAAAGUGGGAAGCUAAGAAGACUAUAGGCAUGACAAACGAUAGUGCACAACAAGAGCAACUGAAUGCCGCUUUUGCCAACAAACAGCUUAUCAUAAAACAAUUGAAGGACAAAGCUGAAAAUAUACGCAAAGAAAUCGACUCUAAAAAAGAAGAUAUUAAUUCGAACGAUGUACAAGUUGCUGAAGUAAAAGGCGAAUUGUCGGCAUUAAUAACCAAAUGUGAGGAGUUAUAUGCUGACUAUGAUACACAACGCACACAAGUGCUCGAAUUAAAAUAUAACAAAAAGAAUGAUAAUGUCUCAGCUGCGACAUCUGCUUGGGAUACUGGUUCUGCUGCCGCCUGGGGUACCAGCGUUGAUCAGUAUGCACUCUCAAAUGACACUAGCGCUUUAACAGAUACAACAGCAACUAAUGUUGCGCCUGUGGACACCACUGGUCCAGCUCCCGAAGGUUUUGUCAAAUAUCGUGCGGUAUACGAAUUUACAGCACGAAAUCAAGAUGAAAUUACAUUUGUGCCUGGCGAUAUAAUUCUAGUGCCAUUGGAACAAAAUGCUGAACCUGGUUGGCUGGCAGGCGAAAUAAAUGGGCAUACCGGUUGGUUCCCAGAAACUUAUGUGGAGAAAAUCGAAGACGAGUAUGCGAGUACAACAACAACGACACAAGAUAUUGCGGCAGACGCGGAUGCGAAUGCGCAAAUAAGUGGUUAUGCAGUACAAGACGCCUUCAAUGAUAAUAGUGAAAGCCUAGCCGCCGAUGCACAUAACGGUGAAGUGGAGUACUACAUCGCUGCCUAUCCAUAUCAGUCCUCCGAAUCAGGCGAUUUAAGUUUCAACGCAGGCGAGAUGGUGAUGGUAAUAAAGAAGGAAGGUGAUUGGUGGACAGGCACAAUUGGCACACGAACAGGUAUGUUCCCGUCGAAUUAUGUGCAAAAGGCUGAUGUUGGUACAGCGUCGGCGGAUGUUUCGGCGGAAAUAGCCAACGCUUUUGAUGAUCAAAAGGAAAAUGGCAACGCCGAUAUUACCGCUGGUAUCGCCGCCAUGACAGCCACAACAUCACAUGACCAAAUUACAACAAAUGACACUACAACAACAGCAAUUGAUACAGCCAUACCACAACAGCAACAGCACCAGCACCAGCAAGAACAACAGAAAAUUAGUAGCGGCAUAAGCGCCGAGGCGAUUGUUGAUAAUAGCAGUGCUGCGGCUGCGGCAGCCGAAGAGACGCGCACAAAUGAAGACUUGGACACUGAAGUCUCACAAAUUAAUACACAAUCGAAGAGUCAAAAUGAUACAGCGGAAUCAUAUAGUCGCCCAAUGUCACGCACUUCUUCCAUGACGCCUGGUAUGCGUGCCAAGCGCUCAGAAAUUGCACAAGUCAUUGCGCCCUAUGAAGCCACAAGCGCUGAACAACUUUCACUGACACGCGGCCAAUUGAUAAUGAUACGUAAGAAGACCGAUUCGGGUUGGUGGGAAGGUGAGCUGCAGGCGAAAGGACGGCGUCGUCAAAUCGGUUGGUUCCCAGCUACUUAUGUGAAAGUGCUGCAAGGUGGACGCAAUAGUGGGCGUAAUACGCCAGUCUCGGGUAGCCGCAUCGAGAUGACCGAGCAAAUAUUAGACAAAGUCAUUGCAUUGUAUACAUACAAGGCGCAGAACGAUGAUGAGCUCUCCUUUGAAAAAGAUGAUAUUAUCAGUGUAUUAGGCCGUGAUGAACCCGAGUGGUGGCGUGGUGAGCUGAAUGGCCUAUCCGGCCUAUUUCCAAGCAAUUAUGUCGGGCCGUUUGUGACUUCCGGUAAGAAGGCCAGCGGUGGCAAAUAAUGUGGAUAAAUUAUUGAGUGAAAAAUGUGAAAGCAAUGAUUUAUUUAAUUAUAAUAGUGCUUAUAUUUAUUUACAUUUUAAGUUCAAUAUUUUAAAGCUAUCAUAAGUUUAUAUUAUUAUUUGAUCAAAGCUCUCUUUUUGCAAUAUACGCACAACGUUGGUGUAGUAGUUAAGGCGAAAGUUUCUACUGCAAUCUAUAUGAACAUAACUUUAUGACUAAUGCGCCAUAUGAAUUACUAUUUCUUUAUCAUUUGUUAAUUUAUUUUAUUUUAUUUUUGCUUCGCUGUCGGAAUAUAUGGUUUAUAUUAUGUACAAUGGCUAGUUAGUGUAUUGUAUAUUGUUUUGCUCUCAUUAGUUAUUAAUACGAAAAUAACAUAGUAAAUUGACUGGUACAUUCCAUUAUUUUGCGUUUUGCGCUGCAUUAGAACGCGUCCAACGCGAGUCAAUUAAUUCUUAAGCAUAGCUGUAAGCGUUAGCCUAUUUUUAUACUUACGUAAAAUGCUCACGAUGUGUUUGAUUUAUGAUUCGAAUGUUUCCAUUUAUUUGAAUUCCCUUUAUUCUGUUCUGUAAAAAGUUUCGUAAAACUCCAAAAACUGCAACUAUCGAAUGUUCACUUUUGAAAAUGUAGUAAUUAUGCGUUUUAAGUGCUUGUAAAUAGAUUUCAAUAAUGCAAUAUUAUAAUUUUAAUCAUAUAUAUAAUUAUGAAUAAUGUAUUUUGGUUACUUGUUAUUGUUUUUUAAGCAAAUCGUAAGCUUAUUUUUGUUUACAAUUAGCUAAAACACAAGAACGUGUGUAUUAAUUGCUAAAAACUUUGUAAAUAUUUAUAAUUUACGUUAUUAGUUUUUUAUAAAAUAUAAUUUUUAUGUUCGCCUACUAUACUAGGGUUAACUAAUUAGUUUUUAAUUAGAAAUUGGCACACUUGCGUGUAAUGUGUGUAAUAUAAUAUAAUGCGUCAAUAUUAUUUAUAAUUCAACUGUAAUAGUUUCGUUUGAAUUCUGUAAUAUAUAUUUUAUACUCCAAUAAACAAUUUCAUGUUCAUU
This is a messenger RNA of Ceratitis capitata (Mediterranean fruit fly), 5211 nucleotides long. It is a transcript of the gene Dap160, whose product is annotated as intersectin-1. The coding region runs from base 548 to 4171 and encodes 1207 amino acids. Gene Ontology annotation, biological process: endosomal transport; clathrin-dependent synaptic vesicle endocytosis. The record is from RefSeq and is a predicted model, not a curated record. The transcript is spliced from 12 exons. Gene Ontology annotation, molecular function: calcium ion binding; protein binding; molecular adaptor activity. NCBI's taxonomy places the organism in Eukaryota, Metazoa, Arthropoda, Insecta, Diptera, Tephritidae. Gene Ontology annotation, cellular component: plasma membrane; presynaptic membrane; cytoplasm.